Messenger RNA from Myiozetetes cayanensis, 10904 nucleotides. RefSeq names its product peroxisomal biogenesis factor 1 (gene PEX1). The transcript is spliced from 29 exons. Gene Ontology annotation, molecular function: ATP hydrolysis activity; ATP binding. Lineage: Eukaryota; Metazoa; Chordata; Aves; Passeriformes; Tyrannidae. The record is from RefSeq and is a predicted model, not a curated record. The coding region runs from base 195 to 3899 and encodes 1234 amino acids. Gene Ontology annotation, cellular component: peroxisomal membrane; peroxisome; cytosol. Gene Ontology annotation, biological process: protein import into peroxisome matrix.
UUUCCCUCGCCCCUUGUGCAGCCCAGGGUUGUCAUCCAUUCCUGAUAAAACGCGGGAAAGAUUGGAAUUUAUGUCCCCCAACGUGGAGGGGACCGUAAGCAUCCGCGUCUCUCUCAGUGCUCUCUUUCAUACUAGCUCUCACGGGCCAAGCUGUGAAAGUAUCCUGUGGUCAUCAGCCAGUAUUUUUGAGCUGGAUGGAAAUCAGGCAUCGAGGUCACCAAGGUGAAAAUGUUGCAGAGAUUAACAGACAUUUAGCAGAGAAACUUGGCAUCACAGAUGGAGAACAGGUAUUUCUUGAACCCUGUUCCCAUGUCUCCUCCUGUCAGCAAGUAGAAGUGGAACCACUCACAGCGGAUGAUUGGGAAAUUCUGGAGCUGCACGCUUCCUCUCUUGAAAAACAUCUUCUGGACCAGAUUCGAGUAGUGUUUCCAAGAGCCAUCUUUCCUAUAUGGAUUGAACAGCACACUCAUGUUUACAUCAGAAUCGGUACACUUAUGCCAGCAGCCCCAUAUGGGAGGUUAGAACCGUGCACGGAGCUUCUGGUAUGUCCCAAAACACAUGGUCCAGAGGAGAAUGUCACCAGCACACCUUCCACAGAAAGUGACAUCUUACUCAGAAAUUUUGUGAAAAAUAACAUGGAGCAAGAAGAAACAAUAAAGGAUCCUUUUGCCAAACAACCUUACUUAAAGCCUGGAAUCCUUGAACAGACUAAGGCUGAUGCAAACAUGACAUUUGGCUCAAAUGUUCUCCCAAAUAUAUGGAAUUUUAUAGGGAACAUUUUCUCUCAUGCGUCUUUGCAGAAACAGAAGAUUUUGUGUGAUAAAGAUGAAAUGAGCACCUUCAAAGACAAGCUGCUGAACUUAAUUCACAUGGAUUCCAUUUUUAGAGUAUGUCAGUCCCAGCCUCCCAGCGUACAGAAUGCAUCUGCCACUCACGCAUUUCUGAAAUGCAGUGCUGUUCAUGUUUUUCCUUGGAAUUUGGAAUUUAUUGAUUUGGAUCCAAAUCCUGUAGUAUCUUACGGGAAAAUUAAUGAGCUGCUUUCCCCAAGACAGCGUCAUCAAGAAGCAAAGCAAAAUCUGCCACUUGAAAAGCAAAAGCCUUUGAGUAGUACGCAAGACAAAAGUCAUUCUGAUUCUAAUAGCAACCAAGCAUCCAGUGAGGGAUCUGUUGUUCAAAUCGUUUGGAAUGGAUUUGAAGACCUAAAGAGUGUCAUAGAGUAUGGCCACAAUGGGGAAGCCCUACAUGUUGGAAGAGUUUGGAUUCCAGAUGGUCUGAGAAAAAAGCUAAGUAUUGAAAUACACUCAGCAGUCCGAAUUCAGUCAGUUGAAUCUAUUCCUAAAAUUCCUGUAUCUCUUACGCUGCAACCCAGACAGAACUUACAUAAAGAUAUAUGUGAAGAUGAUGUUAAAUGUGCUUUCAGUUCUUGGCUGCAGGAUUCAAGUACUGAUGAUCACCCAUGGAUGAUGACAAGCAGAGACUGUAUACAUCUGUCUUUUAAAGAAGGAAUGGAGGAGUUUGUCCUUAGUGUAGUGCAUCCUGUGCACACUGAAGAAAAUAAGUCUGAGAAUAUUUUUAUACUGAGUCCCAGUUUGCUGCAAAAGACUAAUAUACAAGUUCUUUUACAUCCUGUAACUAGAAAAGCUGAUGGUGACAGCCAACCACCUAUGCGUGAUACAGACAAGAGCCUUCCAUACCACAAACUAAACAAUUUAGGAGGAGUGGACAAAUUAGGAACAUCUUUAUUUGAACACAUAAGCCACAGUCUUCUGGGGCGUCCUUUGUCUCAAAAGCUGGCUGCUGUUGCUGUGGGACUGCGAAGUGGAGGGGUGCUUCUCACAGGAGGAAAGGGAAGUGGAAAGUCAACACUGGCAAAGGCCAUCUGCAGAGAAGCUUUCGAUAGACUGGAUGCUCAUGUAGAAGUAAUUGAUUGUAAAGCUUUAAAAGGAAAAAGAUUAGUAAACAUAAGGAAAAAUGUGGAAGAAGCUUUUUUAGAGGCAGCAUGGAGACAACCAUCCAUUCUUUUGAUGGAUGAUCUUGAUCACAUUGUUGGAGUACCUUCUACACCAGAGCAUGAGAACAGCCCUGAAACCGUGCAAAGCAAUAGACUUGCUUAUGUUUUGAAAGAUCUAAUCAAAGAAGUUAUUGCCAUGGGGAGUUUGAUUGCAUUAAUUGCCACAAGUGAGUCUGAACAUUCCCUUCAUCCUUCCCUGGUUUCAGCACAAGGAACACACAUAUUCCAGUGCUUCAAAUGUAUCCAAUCUCCAGAUCAGAAGCAAAGAUGUGAAAUGCUGUAUUCCAUAGUAAAGAAGAAACUGAAUUCUGAUCCAAAGAACUUCUCUGAUCUCGACCUCCAGUGUAUUGCAAAGGAAACAGAAGGUUUUGUUGCCAGAGACUUUACUAUGCUGGUUGAUCGUGCCAUUCAUACCUGUGUUUCUAACCAGAAUGCAUUGGAUAAUGGUGAAUUGAACCUGUCAACUGUGGAUUUUCAGAAAGUUCUGAAAGAUUUUACUCCAGUAGCUCUGAGAAAUGUCAACCUUCAUAAACCUAAAGACCUUGGCUGGGACAGGAUUGGAGGCUUAAAAGAUGUGAAGCAAAUACUCAUGGAUACCAUCAUGUUACCUGCAAAGUAUCCAGAAUUAUUUGCAAACUUGCCCAUACGACAGAGAUCAGGAGUCUUGCUGUAUGGAGCGCCUGGAACAGGAAAAACACUGUUAGCAGGAGUAGUUGCAAGAGAGAGUGGAAUGAAUUUCAUCAGCAUCAAGGGACCAGAGCUGCUCAGCAAAUACAUUGGAGCAAGUGAACAAGCAGUUCGAGAUAUCUUUAACAGAGCUCAGGCAGCUAAGCCUUGUAUCAUUUUCUUCGAUGAGUUUGAUUCUAUUGCUCCACGCCGAGGUCACGACAACACUGGAGUUACUGACCGAGUGGUUAACCAGCUGUUGACUCAGUUAGAUGGUGUGGAAGGCUUACAAGGGGUUUAUGUGCUAGCUGCUACGAGUCGCCCGGAUUUGAUCGACCCUGCUUUGCUAAGGCCAGGUCGACUGGAUAAGUGCCUGUACUGUCCACCUCCUGAUCAGAAUUCACGCUAUGAAAUCUUAAAAGCUCUCAGUCAUUCCCUGUCCUUGGCAAAUGAUGUGGACUUUCAGGAUUUGGCAGCAAAAACAGAACAGUUCACAGGGGCUGACCUAAAAGCUUUAUUAUACAAUGCCCAAUUAGAGGCAAUCCAUACCAACUUAAAUUUAGGUUUAACACAGGAUUUUGGAUCUAGUUCUGAUAGUGACUUCAGUCUCUCUUCCAUGGUUUUUCUAAACCACAGCAGUGGCUCAGAUGAUUCUGCAAUAGAUGGAGAAGCAGGGCUAGAGCAGUCUCUUGUUUCUUUAGACAUGUCUGACUUGCUUCCUGAAGACCCAAGGUCCAACAUGUAUCGUAUUUAUUUUGGAAGCUCUUAUGAAUCAGAGAUGGGAAAUGGAACUCCUUCAGAGCUGAGCUCUUUGUGUUUAUCCGGACCAAACUCCAUCACUUACGACUUUAGCAGCCUGACUCAGAGAGAUGUGGCAUCUUCACAACCUUCAAUGCUCAGAGCAGCUUCUCAAGAAGGCUCCCUGGAGAACAACCAGGAGCAGCAAACAGAGCACCUGAGGACAGAAGUCAGUGCUACCAAAGCCAACAACAGAAGCAAGAACGGAGAGGACAGCACCCAUAAUCAGUCAGGGCUUACCAAGACUACUUUAAUUAUUACCCAGUCCCAUCUGAUGACUGCACUUCAGGGUAUGAGACCAUCCAUUAGUCAAGAAGACUGGAAGAAUUUUACUGAACUGUAUGAUAAUUUUCAGAAUCCCAAGAAGAGGAAAGGACAAGUUGGCUCAACAUUCAGACCAGGACAAAAAAUGACUCUAGCUUAGUAACUUGUAUUUGUUUGUAAUUGCUAAACUGUAACUGGAAAUUACAAAUGUGAUUAAAUCAGAUUAUUUAUAUUCAUAUGGAUUUAUUAAUGCAGCAGUUGAAGAUAAGUUUCUUUUAAAUUUACAUGCUGUAAGAUUAUGUCACAUUUUAUUUUGAAGAAAAUUGUCUUCCUUCAGAUUGAUAUUAAAUUUUUUGAGAGAACAUUGGUUUUGCUCUGUCCUGUUGUUUAUCACAUAAACUUUUAAAUAUUGAGUUUUAUCAAUAUAGUUGCCAAAUCCUAACAAUGGUUGCCUGCCCCUAUUUAUUCCCUCACAAAAAAUAGAAUCUGUUCAAAUAAACUGUAAUAUCUAAUGGUGGAAAUGUUUUUAAGUAAAAAACUAUAAAACCUCUCUCUAAUGGCCUUUGGAGGCCUUAGAGGAAGGUGGUCCUUCAUGUGUUUAUCGGUAGGCAGGUAGACUAAUACUUCCAGAAUAACUAUAGCAAAAAAAAAAACCAACCAAGAUAAUUGUAUCUUGUUUUCUGCCAGUGUUUAUUAAUCAGAAGAAUAUCAAGUUGCAUUUCAGAAGAAGUACCUUCUUAUCCCUCCCUUUUCUUCUUGGAGACCAUUAAAAACGUUUCUGAUGUUUGAAAGCUUUCUGAUGUUACAUCCUGAAAUUAUUCACAACUAUUGUCUCGUGGAGAAGCUGAUACGUAGAUAAACAGGUCUUAACAGAGGAGGGGAAAAGAACGAAGGGGCAGGAAAGAAAACUAGAGAUGUUUCCCAUUAGUCUACACAACACUUUCACUGCAUUUUGCCAGUACUGGAGGGUUUAGCUUGGUUGGUUUUUUACUAGUCCUCCUUCCCUACUAUUUACCUUCCUGAGGUAGGUAAUUUUUCAAUUAGAAAACAGUUUUUAGAUGGUUUUUCAUAGCUGUUAUGUGUCUUUUCACACCAGUACUUCUUUGGGCUACUGGGCGUUAUUGCCCUUUCUGUGAUGGGAUAAUGUUCUCGGCUUCCUCUGAUCACUUCCUCAGGUACAUUGUCAGUAGCAACCUUCCUUAAGCUGCUCCUAAAUGUUUGAUUGCAUGGUGCUGCUUCAUGUUCCAAUUUCUUAUUCAAUUCAUUUAAAUGUUCUAUGCUGCGUCUGUAAUUGGAACACGUCAUAUUCACCGUGUGAUUAUAUUGUUCACUGUUCUCUAUUUGUAGUUUCUAUUCCCUGGGCCAAAGAAUGUAUAAUUUGUCUGUUUAUUCUUGCAGCCUGGUACAGGUGAAACCUGUAUGGAUAUGCUACAAGCCUUGGCUUGAAGAAGUUAAUCCCCCUGAUUUUCUCAUUUUUGCUAAGCUGUUGCUAUUUAUUCACACUCAACUCUUGCUUCAGUAGGUUUUGAAACUGAAAAUCCUUACUGCAUUGCUACAAAGCUCCACUCUUGUCAAUACAACUGUGCCAUUUGCAUCAUACUUAUUUUUUAAAAGUGGAUAUGUGUUUGUUUAGCAUUAGAGCCAUGCCCUCGAUUGCCUCUAACCUUGCAUUCAGCUUUCACGUAUAAAAGUGUCAUUUCUUUCCUUGUUCACCAUGUUUUAAAUGGCUGUAGAGAUGAAUGUGAAGAGGGGUUGAACAGAGAAGCAAUUUGACGCCAAGGAACAAGUCAUUCUCUGUUAGAUGCUCCAUGUAAGGUACCUUGAAGUAAUGUAUCCUUUGACAGAAGCGGGCCAAACUCCAUGGAUAUUGUUAAUGAAAUGCAAGAGCUGGCAAACUGUAACUAGUUACUCUGCUUUGGUUAUGUGUCAAUACUCAAAAAUUUCAUGGGGUUUUAUUUACUUUUUCAGGUCCAGUAAGGAGGUUGUAGUGAGAUGGGGGUCGGUCUCUUUUCCUGGAUAACAAGUGACAGGACCAAAUGGCCUCAAGUUGUGCCCAGGGAGGUUUAGAUAAUAGGAAAAAUUUCUUCUCUGAAAAGGUGGUCAGGCGUUGGAAUAGGCUACCCAAGGAAGUUGUGGAAUCACUAUCCCUGAAAGUGUUCAAAAAGUGUAUGGAUUUGGUUUAGUGGUGAGCACACAUCCAGCAGUGUUAACCCAGCAGUGCUGGGUAAAGGUUUGACUUGAUGAUCUAAGGGGUCUUUUCCAACCUUACUGAUUCUGUGGUUCUGGUCUUUAGGAUGUAGUUUAUUUGUGUAUCAGAUUCUUGUCAUCUCUUUUCCUAUGAUUUAUGCAGUGACAUUUUGAGCUUAUUCAAAAUACUUUUUUUCUUCCUUGAGAUUCACAUUUCAGUUAGUUUUCAUUUAGUUAGUUUUCAUCUCUAACCUAAGGGAAUGUUAUAUUCCCUUCUAUUUACAUACUUGGAUUUGAAACUUCAGCCCAGUUAAUUUAAUUGAUUAGUUCCUGUAGUUUCUCAGAGAGCAACAGGAGCUUUCCACUUCCACCUACCUAGCUUAAGUUUAGUCAAAGGUUCCUUUCUACACCUAGCACCUCUAUAAGGAGAUGGUCUUACAGCUCUUUCCUUAACACAGUUGUUUAAAGUACAUUGUGGUUUACUCCACCUUUUCUGUUUGGUAAAGAAAUCUUCAGCUAUUACAAAAGCAUCCAGAUUAGCUCAAAUUAGUAGCAGCAUCUGGUCUUUAACUUAGGUCUAGAUAAGGGUUGACCAAAUUCAUUAAGAAUGGAAAUUACUAUUAGAAAUACUACUUUCUAGUACUGAUGAUCUCAUAAUGCACUGAUACUAUCUUCACACUGGGAAUCCUUUCAUUAGCAUACUGUCCUUCAAUGCAGUGUGAAACCUGCUUUCCAAAAAGUUAGGAUAGCAGUCAUAUUAACCCACAAGCAAUGCAGUAAGUUGGAAGAGACCAGAAGCAGAAGAGAGUUUCUUGCAUGAGUUCUGUGGGUAUUUGCACCAUUAAUACUGUGGAAUGAAGUUGGGAGACUGGACUACAAUCUGUUGAUGUCAGCUGACAGGUAAGGAUUCACUUCUCUCUCACAAGCAUCGUUUGAGAAUAACACAUGUACAGCUGCCACUUGAGAACCUGGGCUUAAGGUUCAAUUGCUUUAGUUUUCCCGUUUCUAAAGUAGCCCAAGUGGUAACAAUCUGUCAUAGACACACUGAAAUUAAAUUCAGUUGCCUAAGGUUAGUGGCUAUUCCAGUGAUGCAGCAAAGAGAUACCGGAUAACUUUCAGAUGCUCAGGUAGUGGUUGGUAAAGAAAUGUUAACUCAGUUUGCUGGUGUUCAUGUCACAAGUGUAAGUCAGACUAAGAAAUGAAGUGCGAAAAAUCAAUCCUCUGUAUCCUCCAGCAGCUGGCGGGGCUUUUGUAAGGCUCUCAAGUACCCAAGGAUUCGACCUUCCUGUGACAUCCUACAGCAGCAGUGUCAUGUCAGCUGCUAUUAGAUAACCAGGGCAGAUCUUGCAUCUCUCAGCAGUGCUGUCACACACCAGCCUCCAAAAGUCUUUAAUAGCUUGAAUUAGUUCAAAUGGUUUAAUGAAAACUGGUAUUUCAGGGGAAAAGUCAAACUCUAAAUCCUAGGUGCAAAGAGAUGAUCUUUUUCUUCAUUGUUUGCACAAAACCAGCUCUUGAGGUCCUGCAGUAAUGAUUAUUAUCCGAUUUAGGCACAGCUAUAGCACAGUACAUUUCUUGCAGAGACCCAGUGGGUAAGUGGAUGCUGACACUAGAUGUUGAUACAUCAGAAAUUAUAAGCGCUUGGACAAUUUCUCAGCAACUUUGUAGAAUAAAAAGCAAAGAGUAAACCCCAAAAUAUUUGGAACCACACAUAAAAUGCUGUCAAUGCCAUAUUAUUCCACCAUAAGCACCGCAAGGAUUAAAGCCACUUACAUGGUUUUGUGCCAUUUCUCUGUUCGGAAGAUAACUGAGUCCUUGAGAUGAACUUGCUACAGAUUCAGUGCUAAUCUCCAUUUCCUUAAUUAUUGCCAAGUUUCAGGAAACAGUAAUAAAGUUACAGGGAAGGGUCGGUCUGUCCUGCGGAGCUGUGUUUGGGAGCCGCCCCAGUGUCGGGGAGCCUCCCUGGCGUGUUCCUCCUUCCACAGGCAGCCAGUGUGGGUGGCGGGCAGAGGGAGGAAUGCUUAUCAGAAGUGUUCAUUUACUUUUCUAGUGUUUUUAGGUGGAUGUCUUAUUCCAGCUCCAUCCCACGGUGAUGUAAAUUCCAAAAUGUGUCUGGAUGUCGGAACACAACCUGUUCACGUGCCCUUGUCGGGUGAGGUGAAGCUUGAGCCAUUCACACACAUUAACAGAGGUUUCACAGGGAACAACCCAAGAAACCUGAAAGUGCAAACCGAGGCCAAGUGAAGAGGUGACUGAUGAAGAAAUUCACCCUUUUCAGAUAACAGUUGAAAAAUUAGAAGCUGUGUCACAGAGAGCUAAAAAGCAGGUUUGGUGAGAGAAAACUGGAACUGAAAAAUUAACAGACUGCUGCUACAGAGGCACAGUAAGAUUGCCUCGCUGUGGAUCCCUAUACUUUUGGCAGUAAUACAGUGAUUCCCAGGGUCUUAAUACCCUUCCUGAGGCAUCAGAAGCUGGGAUUUGACCAUUGCUGGAGGUGGACUCCUACAGAGAGUUUAGGUUGGCCCCAAUACAUCUGUUUGUACAUUAACUCGAAACUUCUGCCUUCAUUCUCGGUUUGACCAAGGAGCAGACAGUCGGUGCAGACAGAUCAACAGAGGGACUGAGAACGGCAACAAACAGUUUGCAGACAAUUUCUCAUGAAGAAGGGACAGGUCUAUUAUCCUGCCUAGCAGUGGUCUUUUACAAAGCACUUUAGAAACAGAGCUCUAAAGAAGCAGGAAGAGUGAAACAGAAGUUAUCAGGAUCAGCACCAUGGAGAACUGUUGAUUCUCCUGACAGAAAAGGUUUUGCUUUCUCACACUCUCUAUGGCCAUCCCACUCUUGGUUGUAUGAGAAGAUGAACACAGGUAAGAUUUUCAAUACGCUUUAUUACCUUUUAUUUGCUUAUAACCUUUGAUGAUGUUCUGUUGAAUGCGUAUUUAAUUUUUAAACACGUCAUGACUACUUUGUGCAGUCAGACUUCACAGCUGGCUUAUGCACCCAGCACUGAACUGAGAUCUCACAGGCUUUGUUUUUUGAGCAGUAUUGAACAAAGCUUUCCCUUGGCCAUUCAUUAUGCUGUCUACAGUCGAUUCUCACCUUGAAGUUCAUGGUAACCAGUUCUUUUGUGACAUUUUGGAAGGUGAGAAACACGUGAUAAAAACAACCCGGCGCAAAACAACCAUCAGUGAAAUAGAAGAUGGGCUCGCAAGAUCCCGGGAAACAGGCAUCCCAUCAGAAGAUCGAACAAGGAAGAUCUCCUGGAAUUCUGCCUCCGUAGGCAGGAUGACAUCUUCACUCUGCCAUGUCCCAGCUCCUUGAGGAGAGACCUCGAAGUACUUCAGUGUUUCAUAAAGAUGCAUGAACCACCUGGAGAUGUCAUCCAUGAAGAAGUUGUUAUUGAGACUGAAGUUACUGAAAUAGAGAAGAAAAAUCAUCUCACUGAAGCUGUGAACCAAAUGCAAGAAUAACCAGCUAGAAGGGCUGGGAAAAAAAAAAAAAGCAAGCAAUUUUCCAGAAGAUGAGUGUGACUGUGUGGGUGACACAGUUGCCAAAUACAAAAUUCUGUUGUCAAUGAUCACAAGACUCUGUGGUGGGGGGGAACACAAAAAUAACUAUUAACAACUAUUAUCUAUUGUAAAAGUAUUUCUGCUUGAAAGUAAUGCUGAUCUAUAAUUUUGGAGAGAUGUACUCUGUUAGCCAAGAGAUGUACCAAUUCUGUCUGUGUGAAAAUAGAAUAAAAUUAUGAUUUAAAAAAAUUGAUUUAAAAAAAAUGAUCUUUGUAACUCAGUAAUUGUAAAGAGCAGUUGAAACUACAAUACUAUAUUAAUAUUUUUGUUCUCAGUUCUAUAAGACCAUUUAAGGUGUUUCUUUAUCAUAACAUACAGUAUCUUGUCAAUCACAAUAAACUGUGCUCUUUGCUUCUUGUAUAAUAUUUAUAAGGCUGCAUUACCUCAAAGCAAGGCUAUUGGAUUGGACUGGAUACCUAUGGCUAAGUCCAAACUGUGGGGGUCAGUUCCUGGGUUUUGUGUGUAUCCAAACUUUGGCAUGGUGACUGAGAUGAUUGUCAUGUGGGACAGCACAGCAGCAAGAGGGAAACCCUUGCCUCAUUUCAGGAGCCCAAGGAGCAACACACUUAUUUAUCCAGUUUGCAUCUCUUUUUCCCAGAGGAGAACAGCAUUCUGCUCCCAACAAAGCCAUUGCCCAAAUGCAAACUGCUCUCCACUAUUUAUUGUUUUGGUAAAGUUCAGGUGAAAGGGUGGGCCACUCCUCCCACAAGUUUCCUGCAGGCAGAAGGAACUGCAGUGUUAUGCCUCGGGGCACAGGCCACAGGUACUAUGCAUUACUCAGUAAUUACUGUAUUACAGUAAUAUUACAGUGCUAUAUUACUAUAUAAGCUCUGUGGAUUUCAGCUCUUAGCUACACGUUCCAUCUUUUGAACUAAAAUGCCUUAAUGAAAACGACUGUUGGCUGGUCACAAAGCUCUGAAGGUUAACACAAGGUCGUAAGUUCAGUAGUACUGUAUCCAUUUACAGUCCAGUGAUGUUUGAAACAGAGUUUGAAACCCACCUACAUUUCGGCAUGGGGGGAUGCCAAACAAGGAAGGAGAGAGAAAUGGGUGACCUGCUCAGCUUUUUGCAGGGCAUCAAAACCUAUUCCAGUGGGAUCCUGGUAUCCCUUCUUGCUGUUGAGUCCAUUUUGCAGGUCUUUUGUUGUUUGGUGAGAAAUUUUCAGUGAGAGACAUUGCUCUCAGAGGUCCCAUUCUUCAGCUAUGUCCAUCCCUUAAGAUGCUGUCUGGAGAGUGAGUCAGUCAUUUCCCCAUGUUACUGGGUUCUGAACACAAGAAAAAACAGGACAGUGCAACCAUUCAAAUACCUAUGAAUAAAGUUAAAAUGCUUUAGUAACAGUCAGUCCUUGUGGAUCCACUUUCUUUAGAGAUUUUAUCACCAUAAUUUUUGCCUAUUUGGAUUAUUUUUACAUU